Molecule: messenger RNA, 3818 nt
Organism: Phycodurus eques (leafy seadragon)
Lineage: Eukaryota; Metazoa; Chordata; Actinopteri; Syngnathiformes; Syngnathidae
Gene: csf3r
Product: colony stimulating factor 3 receptor
Exons: 17
Coding region: 191-2641 (816 amino acids)
Biological process (GO): cytokine-mediated signaling pathway
Cellular component (GO): signaling receptor complex; external side of plasma membrane
Molecular function (GO): granulocyte colony-stimulating factor binding; cytokine receptor activity
Source: RefSeq, a predicted model, not a curated record
UCAAGGGCCCCUUCCUUGAAGGCUGCUUCUACUUUCAAAUCACUCACAACGUUUUGCUUCACGACCACACGUGGUGUGGACGUAGCCACUGCGAGCCCGGCUGCGCGUGAUCCUGUCAUCUGUGUGCAGACAAACAAAAUCCAGACUUCAGUCAGCGACAGUUUCAUGUGUGUGGAAAGGUUUUGGCGUCAUGGCGGCCGCGUGGAUGUCAGUACUUGUCAUGCUGGCAGCCGUGAAUGCAGCAACAUACGAGGAUGACAGGCGAGCAUGCGCUAGCGUCCAGGCGUCCAGUUCAGUGGUGACGCUGGGCUCGUCAGUCACAGCCACCUGUGUCAUCAACGACGACUGCCCCGCACUGGCCGGACACGACGUCGAGUGGCGACUCGACGACUGGGUCCUCCCCGGGGUCAUUCGCGUGGCCGACGGGAGUGGCCGCCGAGCCUACCGGGUGCUGAUCCCAGCUUUCAACCACAGCAGGGCCACCCUCACCUGCUGCCUCGGCGCCUCGCCAGGUCACAUCAUCGGGGGGCUAGAAAUCCGAGCCGGAUAUCCACCGGCGGUGCCCCAGCAGCUGAGCUGUCAGGCCAACUUGUCCAUCCCCGAAAGACUGACCUGUAAAUGGGAAGCCAGCCUGCCGGACACCAACCUGCCCACCAAGUACACCCUCCACACGCACAUUUGGGAUGAUCAUUUGAACCACACAUACGAGCUACUACCGGGGGUCCGCAGCUUCGCCAUCCCUCGCUCUGGCUUUGCCAUCUUCUCGGAAAUGGAAAUCUAUGUGAAGGCUGUGAAUCCGCUCGGAGAGACGAGAUCAGAGCGCCUCACUUUGGAACCUGUAAGCUCAGCUAAAUUUGAUCCGCCAAAGAUUGUGAAGCUGCAAGCGUGGGGUCCUAGCUGCCUCAGGCUAAGUUGGGACCUUCACAAGCAGCAGGUCUGGAUGAGCGUCUUUGUCAGUCUUCAAGUCCGAUUCAAGACAGCGGUGAGCAACUUAUGGAACGAGCGACUAAUCUUGAACCAGACGAUGCCCAGGAGGCCAGUGUACCAGCGUGGUCUGCUGCACGGGAUGGAAUAUGUUGCCCAGAUCCGAGUUAGAUACCAGCAAAGCCCCUGGAGUGAAUGGAGUAGCAGCCAAUCUGCGGUCACCCUGGAAACUGCUCCCACUGGAGCCCUCGACACAUGGAUGAGGAUUACAGGGGAUCACAUGCACAAACAACUCAGCAUGCUCUUGUUUUGGAAGCCGUCGGAACGAUUCCGAGCCAACGGCCGGAACGUGUCCUAUGUGGUCUCUCUGCUGAAAGAGUUGAGUAAGAGGGGGAAGCUGUGCGCCACGACCGGGAAUCACUGCUCUUUCCAGGUUCCCAGGAAAGCCAGGAAAGUGUAUCUCAUGGCUCUGAACGCAGCUGGGAAAUCUACCCCAACGUCAGUCCGAAUCUACCAUCCCAAAGCUGGUGAGGCAUUAUUCGACAUUAGCACCACCACUGGUGAUAACGGGUCCGUGCUGGUCCAGUGGGAGAACAUGGUGACGCCCACUAUUGUUGAUUACGUGGUGGAAUGGAGACCUCUGUUAAACAAUGACCUGUCCCUUGUUCACUUUGAGACUGCAGGACGCAAUCUAUCCAGUCUCGUCUUAACAGGCAGCUUUGAGCCGUACAAACCCUACGGGAUCUCCGUGUAUCCCAGAUUUAAGGACGGAAUCGGCCCGCCUCGCACUCGUAAUGCCUACUUGCUGCAAAAGGCUCCAUCUGUGGUUCCAAAGAUAACAAUUAAAAAGACAUGGCAGUACCAUGUGGAACUCACCUGGGAUGAAAUACCUUUGGACCAGCGGAACGGGAUCAUCCAAAGCUACAGAUUGUUUUACUGGGAUGAGACAAAAAGAGUACAUGUGGCGACAGGAGACCUAGAAGAGCGUAAAGUGGUCCUGACGGGCCUCAACUCGUUGUCUGUUUAUGAUGCUGUGUUGAUGGUUAGCACAUACGGUGGGAGCGCCAACGGGUCCAUGGUUCAAUUUGACGUCAAAGAAAUGAAUCCUAUUCCUUCCGUGAUGAUUGUAGUGGGUACCUUAGUUGUUGUUUUUUCUGUGAUCAUUUUUAUGGUCAUGCUUUGUUACUCCAAACAUAAUCGGCUGAAGGUGCGUUUUUGGCCAGAUGUUCCCGAUCCUGCAAACAGCAGCAUCAAAAGCUGGACCUCCCAAUCCACACAGGAUAUCCGAUCUUCAUGGGACUUUGAGGAGCCAAAUCCAAUAUACCUGUCCCACCUGAGUUUUCUGGAAAUACCCCAGAAGCCCAACAAGGAAGAAGAUGUCACUGCUUGGUUGAACAACACAGAGGAUACUAGCGAGUCCAUCUGCGGUUCCCCUUUCACCCCCGGCUUCUCCUCCUCCAACAGCGACUCGGUGCCCUACGCCACCAUCAUCUUUCCCGCCCGGCAUCCUCAUGAGUACCUGCGCUCUGAGUCCUCUCAGCCCCUCCUGGAGUCAGAGGAGCUGCACAGUCCAAAGUGCUACCAGAACGUGGAUGCGACGGAAGGUUCACGGUGCUUUUUUGGACUGUGCGGGCCCGAGGAGGAGACGGAAGCGGCCACCAUCCAGUGGGAGCACUUUCCUUUUCUCAGAGCAUUAGCUAUGAAUGACACUCAGUGAUUUAAAAUGUUUGACUGGACUUUGUAAUGCAAAAGUGGUGCCUGGACAUAUGAGUUUAAUUCACUAUAUGACCACACUCGUAACUCAAAACACUCAUAUCUUAUGUCAUCUUCCCCCAUUGAAAUAGAAUAGCCUAAAUGGAAAAGCCUUCAAUCCGUUCCAUCCCCCCAUAAAACCCCACAAAUAUUUUUGCAACAUGUUUUAUGAAUAAGAAAAAUACCACUCUAAAGUAUGGUACUUUACAAACAUACAUUAAUAACAUAAUUCAACAGAAUAUAAAGAAUUAACCAGUCUGUGUGUCAUGAUUUCAUGCUUGCAUCCUGCUUUUUCUAGUGUGCCCGCCUAUGCCACCAGGGAGUAGUAUAACACAUACAGACAUGCUCCACAUAGAUUUGAUGAUGCAGCACAGAACAUGUAAUAUUAGUUGUUUUUUCGUAGAGGUUAAAUAAUAUUUGCCUGUGAGUGUUAGUAGAUGUGUCGCUACCGUUUGUAUUCAAAUAUAAGUUGCACAAAGAUAUAUAAACUCUGCAACAUCAAUGCCAGUUUCUUAGCCUGUCUAUGGCAUUUCCCAUUGUAUUAGCAUUAAACUAAGGGACUUAUGUAAGGCAAAAUUAUGUGGUUUGGUUGAAUACACAGGCGGACGACUGGUUAGCACGUCUUACUCACAGUUCUGAGGACCUGGGGUUCAAAUCCAGCCUCACCUGUGUGGAGUUUGCAUGUUCUCCCCGUGCCUGUAUGGGUUUUCUCUGGGUACUCCAGUUUCCUCCCACAUCCCAAAAACAUGCAUGGUAGGUUAAGUGAAGACGCCUGCGACUCUAGUAAGGAUAAGCGGUUCGGAAAAUGGAUGGAUGUAUAGGUUGAAUACACAACAGUGUCUUUUUUGUAUUUGGGUUUACAGUAAAGGCAGUCACAAUAAAAAGAGCUCUGAACCUCUUUUUUGAAAAAUGGUUGGCUAUCUGCCAAACUGCUGCUUGUUGACUUCUUCACUGCCACCAUUUAAUGCUUGUAACUCAAAUUUUUGCUUACAAUUCAAAACAAAACAACGGGUUACUUGUAAAUCGAGGUACUACUUUAUUGGUCAAACCAAUCCAGGAGUUUAUGAUGGUUGAUUACAUUGUACAUGUAGAUGCUUUAUCCUGUUAAUUUUUAAGGAAAUAAAGUUGUUUCUUUUUUUAUG